Salpingoeca rosetta is the source of this 1203-nucleotide messenger RNA. RefSeq lists its product as uncharacterized. The record is from RefSeq and is a predicted model, not a curated record. The transcript has 2 exons. NCBI's taxonomy places the organism in Eukaryota, Choanoflagellata, Craspedida, Salpingoecidae. The coding region runs from base 1 to 1203 and encodes 400 amino acids.
AUGCGACAGCACAAAAACGAUCCAGGGAGCCAGGCUGUGCUGGUGAACGGGGUGGACGUGAACGCGGUGCUGGCGGCACAGCACAGCAUGCUGCAGCUGUACAGCGCCGCUUUGGAAGGACAGCAAACCGUUGAUCGCGCGCUGAGGAGCCGCAUCAGUGCACAAAUGGGCGUGAACGAGCAGCAACAACGAGCAAUCAACCAGCUGAGCAGGAGGCUGUGUAAGGUGGAGGAUCCUGGGGCCAGCACCUUCGGCGAGGAAAGCAUUGCCCCGCUCACAACAAGCUGCUGCAAGUUCAUCGGUAGCGCCGUGGCCAGCAACGGCUUGAUCUACGCAGCACCCUUUAACUCGCCCUCUGUGCUCAUUAUCGACCCAAGCACCAACACCGUCGACGUCACGUCGAUGGAGGUGUUCCCCGAGGACGUGAACAAGUGGGCUGGCGCUGUGCUGGCACACACAGGGGACGUGUACAUGAUCCCGGCCUCUGCAACGCAGGUGCUCAUCGUCGACCCAAGUACCAACACAGCCGACACCACAAGCAUCAAGGCCGUUGGCUCCGCCAGUUUCAAGUGGUUUAGCGGCGUGGCAGCGGACAACGGGCUCAUCUUCGGCGUCCCGUUCUCCGCCACCUCCGUGCUGAUUAUCGACCCCGCAACCAAGACGGCAGACGUCACCACGCUGUCCGGGAUUCCCGAACAACGAUACCAGUGGUACGAUGGCGUUCAGGCGGAGAACGGCCUCAUCUACUGCUUCCCCAUCUCUGCUGACUCGGUCCUCAUCAUCAACCCUGCCACACUGACAAUGGACUUGACGACCAUCGCUGGCCUUGGCUCGGAGUCCAAAUGGUACGGCGGCGUGCUUGCAAGCAACGGCCUCAUCUACACCAUUCCGGGCAGGAGCGCGACCACGCUCGUCAUCGACCCCAGCACAAACAGCACAGAUACGCUGACCAUUGCCUCGCAAACAACCUUCGUCAAAUGGGUCGGGGGUGUACAGGCCAGCGGCGGCAACAUCGUGGGCAUCCCACAUGACCUCGGUUCCGCCCUUCUUUUUGAGCCCACCACCAGCGCCUCCGACAACACGACCAUCAACGGGCUUCCAGGCAACGCAAAGUGGUGGGGCGGUGUCGUCGCUCCAAAUGGCCUCGUCUAUGGCAUCCCAUACUCCACAAACGAAGUGCUCGUCAUGAACGCCGGGUGUUAG